AUGUCAGUUUCCCUCACCAAGACCUCUCGUAAGAACGCUCGGCUACAAGAGAAACAGGCUGCGAGCCAACAAGGCACCGCGAGACGAGGACGGACGAGGUCAUUACAGAAACCAGUAGUCAAACAAUACAAUCGUCGUAACAAGAAGGACAAGACCCUCGUGGACACCGAACUCGAACUCGACCUAUCCGCGAAGCGUCCGAGAUACAGGCGAGCGCAACUCACUGAGACAAGAACUGGGCUUGAUAAGGAAAACCUCGUUGAGAGUUGGUUGGAAAAGUUGAAUUGGUCUCGCAGGUCCUCAACAGAGAAUGAAGCCCAAAUCUCCGAAACAUCAUUCAAGAUGCCUCGCAAACCUCCCGCCGUACUUCCGUCUCCGGACAACAGUUUCGAAGGAUCGAUCUCCACAUCCAGAAAACCCGAGAAAUCCGCUGCGAGUGUUCAUGACGCAGAUUAUCGACAGUCGUUACGCGAUCGCAAUAUUUAUAUCAAUCGUGAAGACCCACGCCCCGAGUUGAAACGCCGGGCAGGGAGAAUAAUAUCACGGUCUCGAACAUCUCCUGAGAUGGAUGAUGAGGUCGUUCAACAAUUGAUAAGGACAAGCCGACGGGUUGAGGAGGAGGGUGAAGAAGCUAUUGUACUACAAUUAGCUCCGGACCUCAUUCCAGCUAUGAAGUUACUUCCGGAUACACGAUUGGCAUCCAAUGCCGAUCAACCGUGGUACAAUUCUGUUCCCGUCCCGCUCGAUACGUCUAUUCUGUCCAAUCCACUCCCCUUACCUAAACCGAAACCAGACCUAGCCUUUGGUUACUCUGAGGCGGCCUUCACCCGAAACCAACUAGGGACAAUUGGUCUUCUCGUUGACGAUCAGUUCGGCAGAAGCUAUGCCGUCCCAGACCAGAAGGUUCGAUUUCCAUUCCUGGAGAUCGAGUUCAAAUCACAGGCUCAGAACGGAACUCACUAUGUCGCCACGAAUCAGGCUGCUGGUGCUGGAUCCGUCGCGCUAAACGGCUAUAUAGACCUCAUACAGCGCAGCUUCGGAAUGGACGAAUUCGAUUAUGAAGAGCCACGAUAUUUCUCGCGCCGGCUGAAAAAGGAAGACAACAUAGUUUUCAUGUUGAAGGACUUUCACAGCAUCUUCUACGGGACGCAAACGGUAUUCGAGCGCUUUCUCGAGCAAUCAAGAACAUUCUCGACCAUGGUGCUGAUGCACGACUACGAACACUUUGCGGGGCACUGGAUGUAUACCGCGAGACAGUCGUCCGCAACAGAAACGCGGCAAAUGCGGAGAAGGAACGGCAACCUGAAGAUCGACCGGAAUCUCACACUGGACAACAAGGCAGAAGAGGAGUUCCUGGGCCUAAAAUUCAAGCGGGACCAGUACAAACGAGACAACGAGGCAGAAGAGGCACACAUGUGCCUGACGUGCAAGCGGGAGAAGAUGUUCCCAGAGAAAAAGUCAGAGCUGGCCGGGUCGUACCUGGACCGAUCGAACCUUUGCACGCUGAGCAAAGACCACAACGCGUGCCGACCACGACGCGCCGUCAAGUUCCAAAAACGGUCGAAAUUCCCCUUAAAGCGACACGCCGAUCGGCUAAGCGGGAUUCCAGGGUUAUGGAGUCCGGAUGAACGAUCAUAUCUUAGCGUCGGGUGA
Molecule: messenger RNA, 1653 nt
Organism: Fonsecaea nubica
Lineage: Eukaryota; Fungi; Ascomycota; Eurotiomycetes; Chaetothyriales; Herpotrichiellaceae
Exons: 3
Coding region: 1-1653 (550 amino acids)
Source: RefSeq, a predicted model, not a curated record